Hyaloperonospora brassicae is the source of this 2412-nucleotide messenger RNA. The record is from the annotation of a GenBank genome assembly. Lineage: Eukaryota; Oomycota; Peronosporomycetes; Peronosporales; Peronosporaceae.
AUGAGCUUUCUCAAACUGCGCCACACGCCCGACGACGAUAUGCACAAACGUCAACAUGGCAGUGACCAUAACUGCAGCUCUGUCCACAGUAGUUCCAAUAACGUCCAUCCGGCGCCCUCGUUUCCAACAUCAAACACUCUCGGGUUAUCUACUGCUACUACAACAACAACUACUACAACUGCAACUGCAAGUACCCGAGGUUCUUCUGACUUGACCAAGUCCUAUUACCACCUGCCAUCCGAUGCGGAGCUACUCGACCGCGCGCAAACGGCCCAUCGGGCCAUAGACUUUGACGCGCUGUCCGCUGGCCCCGAAGAGAACGGACCUUGGGAACGGGUCGAAGCAGCCGAUCGAUUCGUCAUUUUCCGACGUCACGUUUCGGCCAAAGCAAUUGAAAGCCGCGUUCCUGGACUCGAUGUCAUGUGUGCUGGCCGUUUGGAUGCGAGUAUCGAAGAGGUAGCAGCAGUGCUGCGCGCGAGGUCGGAAGUCGAUCUCGCAAGCACAAUGCAGGGGCUGUACAAGAAGUCGUUUAUCUUUGGGUCCCUCGAUCGAGAUAUCCCAUGUACACUGAAGCGAUCGUCGCCGCAACCUGACGACGACUCGGACGUAGAUGCUGGCGAACAGCUCAGUGUCAAGUCCAUUAGCUUCACGCGGUCGACGCCGUUUGCCCGGAACGAGCAAUGGUGUUUCUUGGACUUUUUCCAGCGCAAGCAAGCGCGAGACGGGUUUACCAUCUCGCAGCGAGCGCUGCCGCCAAUGGAACCCACACCCGGUCGCGUCGUUGGAGUCUAUGCCCGCGUGGAUCAACUGCACGGACUGAACGCGUCGAUCCUCGUGGACCACGUUCCAAACCGAAAAGCACUGCGCGUGGUGUACAAUGUCUGGUUUGAAGGGGUCUCGAAUUCCGAGACGGUAAUUGCAGGCAGUACCCGAAGUAUGUCGAGUCGAAGCUUUAGUCGACGACGGAGCUUUGGGUUGAGCAGUGCACUGUCGUCAACGAGUACUUCGAUUGUCAUUGAUAGCGAGACGACCGACUCGAACGCUCGAUUGCGUCGCCUCUUGUCGCUGGCGCGAGGCAUUACGAAACUCCCGCACCUCAUUCGCCGUCGUCGAUUUGGCGUCCAAGUGCCCGUGGACUUUGACAAAGUGCACGCAGCGAACACGCGGUGCCCGUGCUGCACACAUAGCUUAGCCCGUGUCAAGAUGUCGCUUUUCAUGGCGGCUUCGGCGAUUGCCAAGCGAAAGUUGCGGUCGUUUCGAAUGGACACGCGUCGGUGCUACCUCUGCGGAUACCUCGUGUGUCUUGACUGCUGGCAAGCGGAAUACAUGGAAAGCACCGUAGGGCGCGUGGCGUCUAUUGUGGUUUGCAAUCGAUGCUACGCGUGUGUUCAAGCUUGUGAUUACUCGGAAGUCUCUGCUGCCAACAGCAGUGCGACGCCCCGAAGGGCGCCAAAGGUGGUUGCUGAUAAACCCGAAGAGUCGGUAGCUCCUCUAUUAACGGCGUUCCUCGAAGCCUCGUUGAUGAACGCUUCGGCUGAUGCUUCGGAUCGAGCGGCGAUUCUGCUCGUGAUUCGACUACUUCUUCGACAAAGCAAAGCCAACUGCAUGGAACACUCAGGUCAGUGUGAUCAGAGUGACGAUGUGAUGCGUCGACAGAGCGCGCAGCAAACGGAUGGCGUUGCGGUGAAGCAACUGGCACAGUUUCUGAGCGACGAGAGCCAAUUGCCAGUGCUCAAGUCGUGCACUCUGGCGAGUGCAGAUCGACGGGAGUAUUUGAUUGAUCUACCGGACGACCCAGCGUCAAAGGUGCCGUGCAGUGUGGUUCCAAGCCACGAUUCCGAUCGCCUCAAGGUCGCUACCGACAAGGGGUUGCUCCAGCUGGCGCAUCACUUGGCCCCGCUACAGUCUCUCGAGUCGUUUGAGCACCUGUGCGACGUUCGCGAUUUGGAUCUGCUUUGUCAAUUGGCCGUACGGGCAACGGGGUUCAGCGACGCGUUUGUGACGGUCAUGGGCGUCCAGCACAACCACAUUCUAACGGCAACGAAUAAAGGGUUCCUACAUACUGCCCUCCCUCGGGAACAAACGAUUUGCCAACAUACGAUCAUGACGACGAGACCGUUUCUGGUCACGCACCCAGAGGCCGACGUGCGUUUCCAAGGAAACGAAGCCGUUCAAGUGCUCCCGAUUCGUCACUACGUGGGGUUCCCCGUCAUCGUGCGGACGUCAAGUGGUACUGAAGGACCAGAGACCGAGAUAUCGGUUGGCACGUUGUGCUGUACCGACUCGACCGUCCAUGCGGACUUGACGCGGUCUCAGUAUGCCACGAUGAAGCGCCUGUCGGACGUAGCGUCUCGACUGAUUCAGCUGAAGGGCCAACAACUUCAACAACGAGGCCCAGUGGCAACGGCGUGA